Messenger RNA from Torulaspora globosa, 1041 nucleotides. It is a transcript of the gene SLG1, whose product is annotated as Slg1p. The transcript has a single exon. The coding region runs from base 1 to 1041 and encodes 346 amino acids. Gene Ontology annotation, cellular component: plasma membrane. Lineage: Eukaryota; Fungi; Ascomycota; Saccharomycetes; Saccharomycetales; Saccharomycetaceae. The record is from RefSeq and is a predicted model, not a curated record.
AUGCUUUCUAUUAGAAGCAGCAAUUCACUUUUACUAGCAAUGUGGCUGUUAGGCCGAGUCGCUGAAGGGUUCCAAUGUUUUGCAUCUAUACCUUCUUCGUUCACAUUUGAUGAUUCAUACCAGUACCAGACGAGUGGAUAUUGUAACGAACAGUGCGCAGGGAAAGGUUACAAGUAUUUUGCACUGAAGAAUAGAAGCGAUUGUUAUUGUGGUAACGAUAACCCAGCCAAUAGCGAGAGUCCUUCGAAUGGAUGUGACGGGCCAUGUCUGGGCUAUCCGUCGGAGAUGUGUGGGGGAACUAAUGCGUUUUCGGUUUACGCGAUUCCGGCAAACGGAGGCUCUGCUGUUGAGGUUUCUGGGUCUUCUUCCUCGUCGUCUGCAUCGAGCACAUCGAGUACGUCCAGCACAUUGUCUAGUAGCUCGACGAGCGCGUCGUCAUCGUCGUCAUCGUCCUCUUCCUCAUCCUCGCCGUCACCCUCAACAACCACGACAACCGCACCAACAAGUUCGUCCAGUCUCAUAUCCCACACCACCGAGUCGGUGGUCUACGUCACCAACGUCCAAACGGAUGGCGGCUCCACUGUCUACGUCACCAGUACGAUAACCACCAGCAAGCAGGGAAUGCCCACUGCAGCCACAGACGUAAGUCAGAGCGAUAAGAGCGGAUCCAAGAAGAAAGCCAACAUCGGCGCAAUAGUCGGCGGCGUCGUCGGCGGAGUCGCCGGAGCCCUGGUGAUAGGCGCCGCCGUGCUGCUGACACUCAGACACAUCAACAAGAAACGCGAACAGGAGAGGAUGGAGAAAGAGUACCAAGAAGCCAUAAAGCCCGUCGAGUACGGCGACAAGUCGGUCCACCACGGCAGCUCGUCGGCCUCUCUAAACAACCUGCCCUCUUCGGGCUCAUUCGAGGACACUACGAGAGUAAUCUCGCACGCAAACCCGUUCGACGACUCAAGACGAAUCAGCAACGGGUCCAUUCUACACGCCCCGAACACCGCAAGCACCAAGAUCCUGACAGUCGUGAACCCCGAUGAGGACUGA